This is a messenger RNA of Cylicostephanus goldi, 429 nucleotides long. NCBI's taxonomy places the organism in Eukaryota, Metazoa, Nematoda, Chromadorea, Rhabditida, Strongylidae. The record is from the annotation of a GenBank genome assembly.
AUGGCUAAAUUUCAUAAUUUACGUGUCGUUGCGCAGUGCUGGCUAUUACAGGCUUUCUUUGCCCCAAGACCAGUAGAAUGGUGGACACGUGCCAAAAACGAAAUGCGCUACGUAAUAGCAAGUGGAGAAAGUGACAUCGACUCCUGGGAGGAAGAUGUAGAGAGUGAAUUAGCUGAAGUGCCGCCGAAACCCCUCUCAUUCCUUUGGAUCAAAGACCGCAGAGAAAUGCUGCGCUACGAUGCAAAACUUCCAACAAUCCUGCCUUCACCAUCUAUGCAUCAGAUCAGAAAAGGCUUGUCGUUAUUUCCGCCACCAAGACAAUCUCACAAUCUUUGCAGUGGAGUAAAGAAGCUUUCCAUCUUGCUUGAAAAUCAAGUUUCAACUUGGGUAUCGGUGACGGCAAAAGGUGAAGAUAUCGCUAAAUAUGUG